Messenger RNA from Odobenus rosmarus divergens (Pacific walrus), 2746 nucleotides. It is a transcript of the gene CHERP, whose product is annotated as calcium homeostasis endoplasmic reticulum protein. The transcript has 16 exons. The record is from RefSeq and is a predicted model, not a curated record. The coding region runs from base 55 to 2673 and encodes 872 amino acids. Gene Ontology annotation, biological process: RNA processing; intracellular calcium ion homeostasis. Gene Ontology annotation, cellular component: perinuclear region of cytoplasm. NCBI's taxonomy places the organism in Eukaryota, Metazoa, Chordata, Mammalia, Carnivora, Odobenidae. Gene Ontology annotation, molecular function: RNA binding.
CGGGGCUGGUGGGCGAUCGUGAGGCGCCGGAGGACGUUCCCUGCGGCCGGAGCCAUGGAGAUGCCUCUGCCGCCCGACGACCAAGAGCUUCGAAAUGUCAUCGACAAGCUGGCCCAGUUCGUGGCUCGCAACGGGCCCGAGUUUGAGAAGAUGACGAUGGAGAAGCAAAAGGACAACCCGAAAUUCUCGUUUCUGUUCGGAGGCGAGUUCUACAGUUACUACAAGUGCAAGCUAGCGCUGGAGCAGCAGCAGCUCAUCUGCAAGCAGCAGGCCCCGGAGCUGGAGCCGGCCGCAGCGCUGCCUCCCCUGCCGCAGCCCCCGCUGGCCCCGGCUGCGCCCAUCCCACCAGCCCAGGGAGCCCCAUCCAUGGACGAGCUCAUCCAGCAGAGCCAGUGGAACCUGCAGCAGCAGGAGCAGCACCUGUUAGCCCUCAGACAGGAGCAGGUGACCGCGGCUGUGGCCCACGCCGUAGAGCAGCAGAUGCAGAAGCUCCUGGAGGAGACCCAGUUGGACAUGAAUGAGUUUGACAACCUGUUGCAACCCAUCAUUGACACAUGUACCAAAGAUGCCAUCUCGGCCGGGAAGAACUGGAUGUUCAGCAACGCCAAGUCUCCCCCGCACUGUGAGCUGAUGGCGGGCCACCUCCGGAACCGCAUCACAGCCGACGGGGCGCACUUCGAGCUGCGGCUGCACCUCAUCUACCUGAUUAACGAUGUCCUGCACCACUGCCCUCCCGAGGCCAGGCCGGUGUUCGCUCUUGUGCCGCGUCUGGUCCCUUAUGAUAGAGUGCCGGCCACUCUCCGCUUUCCCUGCCAGGCGACACUCAUCAAUGAGUACUCCUCGGUGGUCCAGCCGGUGCAGCUUGCCUUCCAGCAGCAGAUCCAGACCCUGAAGACGCAGCACGAGGAGUUCGUCAACAGCCUGGCCCAGCAGCAGCAGCAGCAAAUUCAGAUGCCACAAAUGGAGGCCGAGGUCAAGGCCACCCCGCCGCCACCUGCCCCGCCGCCGGCCCCCACGCCUGCCCCUGCCAUCCCGCCAACCACCCAGCCUGAUGACAGCAAGCCUCCUAUCCAGAUGCCCGGCUCCUCUGAGUAUGACGGCUCGGGAGGAGUCCAGGAUCCUGCCUCUGCCGGCCCCCGGGGCCCUGGGCCCCACGAUCAGAUCCCACCCAACAAGCCCCCGUGGUUUGACCAGCCUCAUCCCGUCGCUCCUUGGGGCCAACAGCAGCCUCCCGAGCAGCCGCCUUACCCGCACCAUCAGGGCGGGCCGCCCCACUGUCCACCCUGGAACAACAGCCACGAGGGCAUGUGGGGUGAGCAGCGCGGAGACCCCGGCUGGAAUGGCCAGCGUGACGCGCCCUGGAACAGCCAGCCCGACCCCAACUGGAACAGCCAGUUCGAGGGCCCCUGGAACAGCCAGCACGAGCAGCCGCCGUGGGGCGGGGGCCAGCGUGAGCCGCCCUUCCGCAUGCAGCGGCCGCCGCACUUCCGGGGCCCCUUCCCGCCGCACCAGCAGCACCCGCAGUUCAACCAGCCGCCGCACCCCCACAACUUCAACCGCUUCCCGCCCCGCUUCAUGCAGGACGACUUCCCCCCGCGGCACCCCUUUGAGCGGCCGCCCUACCCUCACCGCUUCGACUACCCCCAGGGGGACUUCCCUGCUGAGAUGGGACCCCCUCACCACCACCCUGGCCACCGCAUGCCUCAUCCUGGGAUCAACGAGCACCCACCCUGGGGUGGGCCCCAGCAUCCCGACUUCGGCCCUCCUCCCCAUGGCUUCAAUGGGCAGCCCCCCCACAUGCGGCGACAGGGCCCUCCCCACAUCAACCACGACGACCCUAGCCUGGUGCCCAACGUGCCCUACUUCGAUCUGCCCGCGGGGCUGAUGGCCCCCCUCGUGAAGCUGGAAGACCAUGAGUACAAGCCUUUGGACCCAAAAGACAUCCGCCUCCCGCCACCCAUGCCGCCCAGUGAGAGGCUGCUGGCGGCCGUGGAGGCCUUUUACAGCCCCCCGUCCCACGACAGGCCCAGGAACAGCGAAGGCUGGGAGCAGAAUGGCCUCUAUGAGUUCUUUCGAGCAAAAAUGCGGGCGCGGCGGAGGAAGGGCCAGGAAAAGCGCAACAGCGGCCCCUCGCGGUCCCGGAGCCGGUCCAAAAGCCGAGGGCGCUCUUCCUCCCGCUCCAACUCGAGGUCGUCCAAGUCGUCGGGCUCGUACUCCCGGUCCAGGUCACGCUCGUGCUCGCGCUCCUACUCCCGCUCCCGCUCCAGGAGCCGCAGCCGCUCGCGCUCAUCCCGCAGCCGCUCCCGCUCGCGCUCGCGCUCCCGCUCCAAGUCCUACUCCCCGGGAAGGAGACGUCGGUCGCGGUCCAGGAGCCCCACCCCGCCUUCCUCGGCUGGUCUGGGUUCUAAUUCAGCACCUCCUAUACCUGAUUCAAGGCUCGGGGAAGAGAACAAAGGACAUCAGAUGCUGGUGAAAAUGGGCUGGAGUGGAUCUGGUGGCCUCGGCGUGAAAGAGCAAGGGAUCCAGGACCCCAUCAAGGGGGGGGACGUCCGGGACAAGUGGGACCAGUACAAGGGUGUGGGCGUGGCCCUGGACGACCCCUACGAGAACUACCGCCGGAACAAGAGCUACUCCUUCAUCGCCCGCAUGAAGGCCAGGGACGAGUGCAAGUAGGCGCUCCGCGGGCAGGAGCCGUUGGGACCUUCCUGGCUUACUGGCAGUGACAGAUGGUAGGGACAGCUCGGUG